AUGAAGCCGGGCAGCCUCGCCGUCGCGUACGCAGCCUUCUGCCACAAGAAGACGACCGAGCCGAUUCCCGAGGCCAAGACGAUCUUCGAGAAGCAUGGCGUGCUCGUGCAUGUCGACAACCUCGACCCGGAAGAGCUGCGUGUCCUCUUUGACUUUAUUGCCAAGACGACGACGCUCCAGCAUGCGCGCGUCUUUCUCGGGCGCGUACCCAUGAAGCGAGCACUGCGCACCAAGCUCCUGCGCAUGGGCUUGGACGAGCCGUACGCGACGCAGCCUCCUGGGCACAUGCGCAUCGUGCGCAGCCUCAGCUCUAUGCUGCUACAUUCCACGAGCCUCGUGUCCUUGGACCUGAUUGGCGUGCCCAUUGCGAGCGAGACGGUUCCGGACCUCGCCAAGGGACUCAAGGCAGCCACGACGCUCGUGUCCAUCGACUUGUCCGAGUCCAAGCUCGGCGACGCAGGCCUCGACCAGCUCGAAGACGCCUUGGCGACGCAGCCCCAGUUGUUGCACCUGAGUCUGGCAUCGUGCGAGCUCAGCGACAAGAGCGCCCGCGCCCUCUCGCGCAUCCUGCGCGUGCAAUGCCAGCGCCGGGACGAGACGUACUGGAGCACGACGCUGCGCGGCCAGACGACGCCAGUCCAAGGCGAGGGCUGCAUGCUCCUCAGCGUCGCCUCGAAUGCGCUCAGCGAUGCGACGACCGAGGUGCUCUGCCAAGCUCUCUACAACGACAACUGGCUGUACGGUCUCAACUUGGCCGAAAAUGAAAUCGGACCCCGGGGCGUCUUGAACCUCGCCGAGGCGCUCCAAACCAACAGCACGCUGACGGUGCUCAUGCUCCACGGCAACAGCGCGACCGAUGCCCGCGUCACGACGUUCGUCGACCGGAUGCUCCAGGACCGCGUCGAGCGUGCUUCGUCAUCGAUGCACCACCCGAUGGAACACCCUCUGCUCAAGCGCGUGCUGCAGCAGUGGCGAGGACCGGCACCAACCUCCGUAGCCCCCACCGUCGUUCGCAAAAAAGUACAGCGCCGCCCACCGUCACCACCAAUGCCAUCGUCGUCGUCGUUGCGGCCGCCACCGGCACCGACACCGACACCGACGCCGGUGCGGAGACCGCAACUCUCGGCGCGCAAGGUCACGUCCAUCUACGCGGGCACGAACGGAAGAGCGCAAAAAAGGAAGCCGACACCGACCAAAGCGCGCAAGGUGCCACGACACGAGUCGCCGAGUCUGCCACCACCGCCACCGCGAGUGGGGCCCGCGGAAGCGUCGGCGCUUGACUUACUUGUGGGGGCAAGUCCGCGCUUUUUGAGCUCCAACCAAGACGACUCACUCCCACCGCCCAGCGCACUGGACCGUCGCACGUUUGCCAAGCUGAUGGCCAAGAUCGAGUCCCUGGAAGCUGCUCAGGCGAGUGCCCAAGCCCACAUUGACCGCCUCGAGGCAGAGAACCAACGCCUCAAGCAGCAAAAGGCGCGCCGGCCGUCCGUCGAAGCCAGCAUCAUCUCGGAGCUCGAAGCCGCCAUCAUUCGCUUGACGACGCAGGUCCAGUACCUCGAGGCAGUGCGGGACGAACCGCCCCACGACGUCAACCACGCGACCAAGAUACCGGACGCAGUGGUCGACGAUUUGGCCGCACAGCUCAAGCUCAGCUUUGGAUUAACACCCUAG
This is a messenger RNA of Saprolegnia diclina VS20, 1671 nucleotides long. RefSeq lists its product as hypothetical. Bases 1 to 1671 code for a protein of 556 amino acids. Lineage: Eukaryota; Oomycota; Saprolegniomycetes; Saprolegniales; Saprolegniaceae. The transcript is spliced from 11 exons. The record is from RefSeq and is a predicted model, not a curated record.